Molecule: messenger RNA, 2148 nt
Organism: Python bivittatus (Burmese python)
Lineage: Eukaryota; Metazoa; Chordata; Lepidosauria; Squamata; Pythonidae
Source: RefSeq, a predicted model, not a curated record
CGCGAGGAAGACGAUGCGCUGGCGGAGGAGCUGGACGGAGGCGAAGGAGAGGCACAGCCGUGGAGCCUGCAAGAGGCCAGGCUGAAGGCAAAGGGCAAGCGGCGAGUGCGGCGGACCUCCUCCCGCGAUUCCCAUAGGGACGCCCUCCCCGAAAAGGGGGAGCAGGAACCCGACCCCAGUAGCCCAAAGGGCAAGAACCAUGACCGCAAGUCCCGCAUGGGGAAGGGCCGAGGCCUGCCCAAGAAAGGUGGGGCCGGGGGCAAAGGUGUGUGGGGAGCACCUGGGGUUGUCUACAGCUACCAGGAGCCAGAUGCCCGGGACCCCAACUACGACGAGGCUGCCCAGGGGAACACUGUCUAUGCCACGGUGGUGCCUGAGCUGGAAGAAGAGGAGCUUGAGAAGACUGUGCAGCCGAUGGUGCUGGAGUAUUUUGAGCACGGAGACACCUUGGAAGUGGUGGAGCUGCUACGGAAUCUGAACUUGGGGGGCCACAAGGCAGCCGUGUCCUCCCUGGCCGUGGUGCUUUCUCUGGAGGGGAAGGCCAGCCAUCGUGAGCUGACCUCACGCCUGCUUUCCGACCUGGUGGGGAAGGUGCUGAGUCCCGAGGACAUCGCUGCUGCUUUUGACGGGAUGCUGCACGACCUCCCGGACCUCAUUCUCGACACGCCAGAGGCACCACAGAUGCUGGGUCAGUUCAUCGCCCGGGCUGUGGCCGACCACGCGCUCCCCCUUGAUUUUCUUGAGCGCUAUAAGGGGCGUGUCGACUGUGAGCAUGCACGGGCUGCCCUGGAUCGUGCUGCCGUUCUCUUGCGCAUCAAGCGAGACGUCAAUCGGUUGGACAAUGUGUGGGGCGUGGGGGGUGGCCAGAGGCCAGUCAAGCAUCUGAUCAAAGAGAUGAAUCUCCUGCUACGGGAAUACCUGUUGUCAGGAGAGGUGUCUGAGGCUGAACGCUGUCUGCGCCAACUUGAGGUGCCCCACUUCCACCAUGAGCUUGUCUAUGAGGCUGUGGUGAUGGUGAUGGAAUCUUCGGGAGACACAGCCGUUGCCAUGAUGGUGAAGCUGCUGAAACUGCUGUGGCAGACUGGGCUGGUGACCCUGGAUCAGAUGAACCGAGGUUUCCAACGGGUCUACAAUGAGCUUGGAGACAUCAGUCUGGACGUGCCGCUGGCCCACAGCAUCCUUGAGCGGAUGGUGGAUCUCUGCUUUGAGGAGGGUGUGAUCACCAGGCAGCUGAGAGAGACCUGCCCUGCCCGGGGCCGGAAGCGCUUUGUCAGUGAAGGAGAUGGUGGCCAAAUCAAGCAGUAACUGGAAGCUUUCAGCACCCCCUUUCCCCUCCCCAGCAAUGCCUUCAACCCAGCCAGACCUACCAAUCUUAACAGAGAGGCCAGGAAGUCUUUGCUGAACACCAUCUACCAUCACCCGCACCACCCUGAGCAGCUUGUCCGGCAGGCAGGAGGGGUCUAUCAGGGGAGUGAGCCGGAUGAACUGCACUUCCUUCUUGACCGGUGGGGGCAGGGGUGGGAGUGGUAGAAGCAGGAGAAUGAGAAAAGCUUGUUUUCUUGCAGGAUAUUUCCACAUGUGUGCGCACCCCCCCCCCACAGUGCUGCACACCAGCAGAUGCAUCUCAGGAAGCCUUAGGCCAGCGGGAACUGCUGCAGAAGGGACCUGUCUGGACCUGCUGGGCAGCCAGGCCGGAGAAGGCAGCAGGGCCUUCCCUCACAGCCUCUGGCUAGUGCAGGGUGGUUGGUCUCCUGCCUUGUGCAGCUGGUUCCCAGGCCUUGUGGGGACGGGUAGGCAGGAGCCAGGCGGCAGAGCCUCCCUGCAGCCAAAGAACCUUCUGUUCACAGGACGCCUCGAAGCCCUCUUGCCACCACAGAGGCGGGGGGAGGCCUGGCUGGGUUGAGGGCCGAGGAGAGAGCAGCCAAGCACGGCAGGGCUGAUGACUGUGCCCCUGCUCCUCCACGCAUCUCAGGUUGACAAGGAGUUGCUUCUGCUUGGCGCGGUCCGCAGAGGGGUGGAGAAGCAGAGCAAGCGGGACGUCUGCGUGGGAGGGAGUUGUGCCAAACUGCUUAAUGGUCUUGCGGGCAAAGGUGGUAGGGAUGGGUGAGUCUAAUGAGAAAUCAAAAUAAACGAUGUACCCAAAGGGCA